Physcomitrium patens is the source of this 1763-nucleotide messenger RNA. Its product is annotated as enolase. The record is from RefSeq and is a predicted model, not a curated record. Gene Ontology annotation, biological process: glycolytic process. Gene Ontology annotation, cellular component: phosphopyruvate hydratase complex. Gene Ontology annotation, molecular function: magnesium ion binding; phosphopyruvate hydratase activity. Lineage: Eukaryota; Viridiplantae; Streptophyta; Bryopsida; Funariales; Funariaceae.
GACAAUCGCCGUUAUGGUGUGGAUCCGUUUUCCAGGUCCAUCCGAAUGGACGAGAGCGUUGCUGAUCUGUAGUCUCAUCCAUCGCGCAAGCUGCCCACACCCCGACACCCCAUAACCUUGAAGCCGUAGCUUAUUCAGCUUGAGAUUGCGAGUUUUUGCAUCGAUAUCUGUAGGUUAGAACCCGCUUGUGUUUUGCGGGAUUUCGAAGACUUCUGAUUCUGUGACUGGGUUCUGGGGUUAAGCAUGGCCACCAUCCAGUCGAUUAAGGCUCGCUCCAUUUUCGACAGCCGUGGCAACCCCACUGUUGAGGCAGACAUUCUCUUGUCCGAUGGAUCGUGGUACAGAGCGGCAGUCCCCAGCGGUGCUUCCACCGGCGUUUACGAGGCUUUGGAGUUGAGAGACGGAGGGAAGGACUACAUGGGGAAGGGUGUCCAGAAGGCUGUGGACAACGUGAACAACAUUAUCGGCCCUGCCCUUGUCGGAAAGGACCCUACAGAUCAAACUGGAAUUGACAACUUCAUGGUUCAUGAACUUGACGGUACCCAGAACGAGUGGGGGUGGUGCAAGCAGAAGUUGGGAGCCAAUGCUAUUUUAGCAGUGUCACUGGCUGUGUGCAAGGCUGGUGCUGGAGUGUUAAAGACUCCACUUUACCAGCACAUUGCCAACCUGGCUGGCAACAAGGAAAUUGUGAUGCCAGUGCCUGCCUUCAACGUGAUCAAUGGUGGAUCUCAUGCUGGCAACAAGCUCGCCAUGCAGGAGUUCAUGAUCCUGCCAACUGGCGCGUCGUCCUUCACGGAAGCCAUGAAGAUUGGCUCUGAAGUUUACCACAACUUGAAGGCUGUGAUCAAGAAGAAGUACGGACAAGAUGCCACCAACGUUGGGGAUGAGGGUGGUUUUGCUCCUAACAUUCAGGAUAACAGAGAAGGUCUGGAACUGUUGAAGACUGCCAUAGCGAAGGCAGGCUACACCGAUAAGGUGGUGAUCGGGAUGGAUGUAGCUGCGUCUGAGUUCUACAACGAGAAGGAGAAGACCUAUGAUCUCAACUUCAAAGAAGAUAACAACGACGGCAGCUCAAAGCUGAAUGGAGACGAAUUCAUUAAGUUGUACGAGUCUUUUGUGGAGGAGUACCCUAUUCUCUCGAUUGAGGACCCCUUUGACCAAGAUGACUGGGCUCAUUACAGCAAGAUUAACGAGCUGAUGGGCGACAAGGUGCAAAUCGUCGGUGACGACUUGCUGGUCACUAACCCAAAGCGUGUGGCUCAUGCCAUCCAGCACAAGGCAUGCAACGCCCUUCUUCUGAAGGUGAACCAGAUUGGGUCAGUUACAGAAAGUAUCGAAGCUGUGGUUAUGGCGAAGAAAGCGGGGUGGGGUGUGAUGACGAGCCACCGCAGUGGAGAGACGGAGGACAGCUUUAUUGCAGACCUUGCCGUGGGGCUUUCAACAGGUCAAAUCAAGACCGGAGCGCCAUGCCGAUCUGAGAGAUUGUCCAAGUACAACCAGCUUCUGAGGAUUGAGGAGGAGCUUGGUGACAAGGCUGUCUAUGCCGGUCUCAAGUUCCGCAAGCCUGCUGAGCCAUACUAGAGCUCUGGUAUCUGGUUAGUAUCUUAUUGUUUGUUUUUGAGAGAGGCAUGAGCUAGAUUGUAAUCGUAAAACGGUGCUGCUGAUAGGCUAAGGUGUCCUGCAGCCCACAUGAGGAUCGAUGAAUGAAUGAAUCAGUCAAUUACGAAAUUUUAAUUUCAUUUUUAGAAAAGUUGUCUUUUAAA